GCCUGGUUGACCCUCCCACUCCCCCUUCCACGUUCCCUUCUUCACUCCCCCCCUCCCUACUCCCCCUAUAUAUACCCUCAGCCGCCAUUUUCCCACUCUCACUCCACAAUUCCUGCAUAUUCAAUUCAAAUUCAUAUUCCCCGCCCCCUUGAGGAUCUCUUCCCGACCAACUUGAAAAUGGAGAGGCCGGAAAACGACCCGAACGGCACCGUUUCCCCUUCCUCCGGCAAUACCAACUACAGGGGCGUGAGGAAGAGGAACUGGGGGAAAUGGGUGUCGGAGAUUCGCCGCCCCAAUAGCCGGGAACGCAUUUGGCUCGGCUCCUUCGACUCGCCGGAGAAGGCCGCCCGGGCAUUCGACGCCGCCCUCUUCUGCCUGCGCGGCCGCAAUGCUCACUUCAACUUCCCCGACACCCCUCCCGACAUCCCCGGCGGAGAAUCGUUCUCAAUCCACGAGAUCAAGGUCGCCGCCGCCCGUUACGCCGAAUCGGAUUCCACGGUUAUCGGGUCCGAUCCGUCCCCGCCGUGGUCUUCUCACGACGGGCACGGAGUGGAAGGUGAAAUGACCGAAAUGCCCUUAGGCGGCGAGUUUCUCCGCGGUGCCUCCUCCCCGGAAGCUCCUUGGAACGACCACAAUAGCGACGGGGUUGUUGCCGAGGAGAGCUUCGGGUACUUUCCGGGAUUCGAUGAAUUUGCAAAUGACUAUUAUGCCCCGCAAACCAGCGAAUACAUCGACGACCAAUACGAUGGGUUCUCUUCUUCACAUGGCUCUUUUCUCUGGAAUUUUUGAAGCAAUUCAUUCUCUUUUUCUUGUAGAGAAUCAAUGGGCAAUCAUUCAAUUCUGAAUCUGGUCUCGUUUUUUUUGCCGGGAGGAAUAAAAAUAAAGACGUCCUAGCUGAAAUUUAUUUAGAGCUAGGUACAAGAGAACCAUAUAUAUUUGUGAGUCAAAUAAUACAAGGGUAUAUUA
This is a messenger RNA of Cuscuta campestris, 966 nucleotides long. NCBI's taxonomy places the organism in Eukaryota, Viridiplantae, Streptophyta, Magnoliopsida, Solanales, Convolvulaceae. The record is from the annotation of a GenBank genome assembly.